This is a messenger RNA of Saimiri boliviensis boliviensis (Bolivian squirrel monkey), 1135 nucleotides long. It is a transcript of the gene TAS2R10, whose product is annotated as taste 2 receptor member 10. Gene Ontology annotation, cellular component: membrane. NCBI's taxonomy places the organism in Eukaryota, Metazoa, Chordata, Mammalia, Primates, Cebidae. The record is from RefSeq and is a predicted model, not a curated record. Gene Ontology annotation, molecular function: G protein-coupled receptor activity; bitter taste receptor activity. Gene Ontology annotation, biological process: G protein-coupled receptor signaling pathway; sensory perception of taste.
CAUCAAACAGCCAAUAUAGGACUCAUUCUGCAGCAGGUAAUCUAAGACAGAUGUAGCAGAAGUAAUAUUAAGGAUUAGCCAAUAUGCUAAGUGUAGUGGAUGGCAUCUUCAUUUUUGUUGUGAUUAGUGAGUCAGUAUUGGGGGUGUUAGGGAAUGGAUUUAUUGGACUUGUAAACUGCAUUGACUGUGCCCAGCAUAAGUUCUCUACGAUUGGCUUUAUUCUAACUGGCUUAGCUAUUUCUAGAAUUUGUCUGAUAUGGUUACUAAUUACAGAUGGAUUCAUGCAUAUAUUCUCUCCAGAUAUAUAUUUCUCUGGUAACCUAGUUGAAUGUAUUAGUUACUUUUGGUUAAUUAUUAAUCAAUCAAGUAUAUGGUUUGCCACAAGCCUCAGCAUCUUCUAUUUCCUGAAGAUAGCAAAUUUUUCCAACACCAUAUUUCUCUGGUUGAAGAGCAGAAUAAACAGGAUUCCUACCUUUCUGAUGGGAUGCAUACUUAUUUCAUGGUUAUUGAGUUUUCCACAGACUGCGAAGAUGUUUAACGAUCAUAAAAUGAAGAAUGCCACAGUCGGGGAUUUCAACGUGAGUAGAAGUGAAUACAUUAUUAAACAGGUUUUGCUAAAUCUGGGAGUCAUUUUUUCCUUUAUGCUAUCCCUAAUUACAUGUGUUUUGUUAAUCAUUUCCCUUUGGAGACACAACAGGCAGAUGCAAUUGAAUCUGACAGGAUUCAGAGAUGCCAACACAGAAGCUCAUGUGAAGGCAAUGAAAGUUUUGAUAUCUUUCAUCAUCCUCUUUAUCUUGUAUUUUGUAGGAGUUUUCAUAGAAAUAUCGUUUUUUUCUGUGCCAGGAAACAAACUUCUGCUUAUGUUUGGAAUAACAACCAGUGUCUUCUAUCCCUGGGGUCAUUCAUUUAUCUUAAUUCUAGGAAACAGCAAACUAAAGCAAGCCUCUUUGAGGGCACUACAGCAAUUAAAGCGCUGUGAAAAACGGAAAAGUCUCAGAGCCACAUAGACAGCUUCAGGACAAAUGAAUGUUCCAUGAAAAUAAUCCAGUGAAUAAAUCUUUAAAGAUAUGUUUCAUUGCACUGCAUUCUCGCGUUGUUUUUUAACUGUGUCAUUAAAGAUCACUGAAAUCUUCCA